GACGUUUGGUGUGACUUCGGUUUAAAAGUUUUGUGCUCAACCGAGGGGUAUUUUAUCAGGCUUAAAUAAUACGAAUAACCCUAGAAUUAUCAGCUGGAUUUUUUCAGAUUCUUCAAGAGUUAGAUAAACUGGAUCUUUUCUCAUCCCGGAAAUCUUAUCAUCCUACCAUUUGCGUAAUUUUUUACCAUUCACGUGAUGAGCUAGAAACUUCCACGUUGUCAACCGACAGUAUAAAACAAGGAAACUUUCCUUUGGCUGGUUUUUCGACUUCUGAACCAGUUUAUUAUAUGCACAGUUCUGAUCGACAAUUGCCAAGCUGUUGGUGGUUGAUCUUCAAAAAACAUGGCGACCCUAUGUGAACCUCUUCCUUUAGAGAUGGAACGUAGAAUUUCCUCACACAAUCGCGGAAAGGAUGGUGAAAAUGUUUUGGUGGAUUACAGUAAGUUACCAAGAUCCAGUGGGGAUGGAAUGGAAUUUUCAUCAAGCAAUUCUGGCAAUGACAGUCUCUCAGAGGAUAGUGAAGAAAAUGACUUGACACAAAAAGCAAAUAACAGUUUAUCAUAUUCAACUGUGAAAAGGAAAAGUGGAAGAAACGUAAUUGAUAAUGGAUCAGCUAAAAUAACAACUGGUACAACAAUACAAGCAAAUAUCUCAGCAAUAAAAUACAGAAAUGAGAAUGAAAUUCUUGAAAGGGAGGAAAUGCGAACAUUGAGUGGUCACACAGCUUUAGCUGAAUCCCCUCAAUCACAGACAUUGGGAAAAGAUGUUAUCUCCAAAACUGAAGGUGCACAGUUAAAUGAGGAUGUCCGUUUUCAGUCAGUACAAAGACAGAACUCUACCAAUCUUCUACUCCAAGGGCCUGAGCUUCUGCGAUUGAAUAAUGAGUUAGGUUUAUCAUUAAGUGCAAAUGAUCAGCUUGUGUCUUUGGCUCCUCCUGCAAUGGAUCUCAGUCUUGGAGGUGGUCUCUUGAAAUCUACUAUAGUGGAACAAAGGGCUGAGUUUGUGGACAGCCAGAAAGUCAUCAGUGAUCUUCAGGAACAGAAUGCAAAGCUUGUUGAAGAGAAGACAAAACUCUCUGUGCAGCUUGGUGUCCAGACAAAGAUUAAUACAGAAAUUAAGAGGUUGCUGGUGGCAUCAGUGGGAGAAGAUGUUGGUGAAAGGUUGGAAGACCUGGUGAACAGAAAUGUGCAGCAAACUGUAGAGCUCAAUCACUGGAAAAAGAUGUGUGAGGAAUAUUCAGAAGAAUCUGACAGAUUAGAGAUUGAGUGUGAUGUCUGGAGGACAAAGUUCCUGGCAAGCAGAAUGAUGUCUGAUGAACUGUCCAGUUGGAAGGCAACUCUCUACACCAGGUUCAGACAAGCUCAGAGUGCUUUACAAAGAUUACUGGAGGAAAGAGGACAGCUUCAGCAAUACCUCACUCAUACCAAGAGGUUAGUUCAAUCACUUUACUCAAUGUUCAAAAGUACAAGUGGCAUUCAUCAGAGCCCCUUUACUUCAUCUCAAACUUCAAAUGAUCAAAGCAUCUUAGAAAUGGCUGCUGCAAACAAGUCCUUAGCAGAACAGACCCUUAGUCUUGCACAUGAUGUUUUACCAGCCUUCUCAUUAGCAGAAACAUCACUAAUGUUGACACAUAAGUCGCAGGAAACUGGGACUCAGCAACAGGUUGAGCCAACAUCUGCUGAAAAACUGGCUUUUCAGGUUUUAUCUAGUGAUGUCAAUCUCCAGGCAGAGGAACAACAGCUGAAAGGUGUCAUGAAGAGAAUGGCACAACAGUACAUGGGACAUGAUUAUCAAAGUAGAUUUUCAACAAGGAACUUUAGAGUAACCUAUGACUGUUGUGAUCGAUGUAGGGGACCACUUCAUGUUGUUUGAGAACAUUUGUACUUGGUGUUAUUCCA
Pocillopora damicornis (cauliflower coral) is the source of this 1898-nucleotide messenger RNA. Its product is annotated as golgin-45. Gene Ontology annotation, cellular component: Golgi membrane. Gene Ontology annotation, biological process: Golgi organization; Golgi to plasma membrane protein transport. Lineage: Eukaryota; Metazoa; Cnidaria; Anthozoa; Scleractinia; Pocilloporidae. The record is from RefSeq and is a predicted model, not a curated record.